GGAAUAUAGACACCUUGACCUAAACUUGUACCCUUUAUACGUGACUUAAAAUGUGACUAAUGACAUGACUGAUGUAGGCUUCACCAGGGGUCUCCCCGGCCAUGGGACACAAUGCACUGACUGUACAAACAGCAAGUUUGACAAGCGACUCCAAGGCACAAUCUCUAAAACAAUAGAAACUAUAACACUAACAUAUACAUAUACAUAUGUGUUGUUUCUUUAGAUUUUUGAUAAACACCGGUAUUUGCGAUCUGGGAACAAACUCGCGCCCAAAGACAGUGUAAGCCAUACAUAUAGAGGUUCAACUCCAAAGUAAUGCAUCGCAGCCGGCGGCGCAACACAACGCAAACGCCAGCUGUGCCAGGUGACAACAUACAUAGUAGCAAGCAUAUCCACACAGUUGCAUAUAAAUAUAUAAUCAAUCAACGGUAAACACUCACUGUAACUGCAACAUCAUCAACUAUCCGGCAGCUCUCUACAACUAGAAUCCUUCUUCUUCGCACAUACAGGCAAACAUCGUUAAUAUGACAAACUUUGGGGAUCUCAAAAAGUAUGGCUUACCAGCCAGAAAGCCAUGGGAUGGAAAUAUCAAGACGAAAGUGGUAACCCUCAUUCCCGAUCAAUUCGCCAUUCCAGAAGAUAAAGACGAGUGGACGUUAGAAAAGCUGGAGCAAGUUUGUGUAUAUAUUGGCAUCGAUUGGAAGAAGCGCAGCAGGCCUCUGGUGAUUACUUCUGUGUUUGACGAUUUCGUAAGAGCUUGCCGGCUGUGGACGUACCAGGAUAUCACACUGUUCAACAAACUUUCUGACAAGCUAAGACUGGGUUGCAACAGACCAACAAUACCCAAUCAUCCGAUUCGACGCCAACACUGGGGUAGAAAUAUCGAAAUUGUGCAUGCGUUUCUGCUGAUGCGUCUGUUUGGAUGUCCGCCCAGUAGCAGAUAUAUGCGAGAGGCGGCAAGCUGUAUCAGACGUAUACCAGCUCGCUGGCAUAGACAAAACAGAGAAGCCAGAGAGUUGAUGAGAACAACGACCUCAAUAAACAAUGAGUUGGAUCACGAUCAGGACGAGCAGGUUGUCUAUGAACCGGCUAGCGAACGAAUACAGCCAAUCCAAAAAACGCCAAUUGAAGGGCAAACAUAUCAUUUCAAAGAAAUAUUUGAUGAGCUGGCAAAAGGGAUGGCACCAGAGCUUAUAAGGCAAGGCUACUCACAGGAUUACGUCGUUGCCGUCAUUACCAACGAGGUAUGCAACUGGAUAGCGAUGGAAGAGCGACGGCAGUGCCAUGAAAAGUUUCAACGACUCCUAUCGUCAAUGCAAACAUUUCACGAUGAUUUCCAUGCUGUUACUGGUAUGCAGAUCCAGAUGAAUACAGACGGAAGCGGUAUUGGAAAUGAGGAAGAGAAACCCCCGCCAGCGGAGCAAAUAUCUGAGGACGAAGCUCCACCAUUGGACUAG
This is a messenger RNA of [Torrubiella] hemipterigena, 1457 nucleotides long. Lineage: Eukaryota; Fungi; Ascomycota; Sordariomycetes; Hypocreales; Clavicipitaceae. The record is from the annotation of a GenBank genome assembly.